AUGUUGGGUGCGCAUACAGAUUCUCCCUGCCUCAAGAUUAAGCCUGUAAGCAAGAAACAAGGAGAGGGAUUUCUCCAAGUAGGUGUCGAAACAUAUGGUGGAGGACUAUGGCAUACCUGGUUUGAUCGUGAUUUGGGGCUUGCAGGAAGAGUAAUGGUGCGAGGAUCUGACGGCAAGAUUGCUCAGAAGCUUGUGCAUAUUGACAAACCACUCCUGCGUAUCCCUACUUUAGCCAUUCACCUCGACCGACAGGAAACCUUUCAGUUCAACAAGGAAACACAGCUAUUCCCAAUAGCCGGAUUGGUUGCUGCUGAACUCAAGCGGAAGGCAGGAAAAGGAGAUGCUAUAGAAGAGGACACCACCAAAGAAUUCUCAGUCAUGAAAGUGACGACCCAAAGACAUCAUGAGCAUAUAGUCGAGCUAAUUGCAGAUGACUGUGACGCCGAUCCGGAAGAUAUUGUCGAUUUCGAGGUCGUACUCUACGAUACGCAAAAGGCAUGCCUCGGUGGAUUGACUGAUGAAUUCAUUUUCUCAGCAAGACUUGAUAACCUCAACCAAACUUACUGUGGGACUAUGGCCUUGAUUGAUUCGGUGAAGAAAGACAGUGCGCUCGACAACGAGACGGCUAUUCGUCUAUUUGCUGCUUUUGACCACGAAGAGAUUGGCUCGACCACAGCUCAAGGAGCUGAUUCAUCAAUGCUUCCUGGCGUCAUCCGAAGGCUUUCCGUGCUUCCUGCAUCCUCGUUCGCCGAUAGUGAAUCGGACAAAUCUUACGACAAGACUAACGACCCGGAUUUGUCGACGGCAUAUGAGCAGACACUAUCUUGUUCUUUUCUUAUUAGCGCUGAUAUGGCUCAUUCAGUUCAUCCAAAUUACGCUGCCAAGUACGAGGCCGACCACAAGCCAGAAAUGAACAAGGGUCCAGUGAUCAAGGUGAAUGCCAAUAAUCGAUAUGCUACAAACUCGCCUGGUAUUGUCCUGCUACAAGAGGUGGCUCGAAAGGCACCCAAGAAGAUCGAUACUGACGAAGCUGGAGUACCCUUGCAGGUGUUUGUUGUGCGAAACGACUCAAGCUGUGGCAGCACAAUUGGUCCCAUGCUCGCUGCAGCAUUAGGUGCACGAACACUUGAUUUGGGUAACCCGCAGCUGUCAAUGCACAGCUGUCGAGAAACUGGUGGAGCUGACGAUGUGCAUCAUGCCAUUCGACUCUUCAGCAGCUUCUUCGAACACUAUUCGAGCUUGGAGAAGACUAUUUUGGUCGACUGA
This is a messenger RNA of Lithohypha guttulata, 1266 nucleotides long. RefSeq lists its product as uncharacterized. Gene Ontology annotation, biological process: proteolysis. Bases 1 to 1266 code for a protein of 421 amino acids. NCBI's taxonomy places the organism in Eukaryota, Fungi, Ascomycota, Eurotiomycetes, Chaetothyriales, Trichomeriaceae. Gene Ontology annotation, molecular function: metalloaminopeptidase activity; zinc ion binding. The transcript has 2 exons. Gene Ontology annotation, cellular component: fungal-type vacuole. The record is from RefSeq and is a predicted model, not a curated record.